CGGCAUGCAGCAGUGGUUUGGCGCCAUACAAACUCAUCGUGCCGCCAAAAGUUCAUAGACAGAGUUUCCUUUGAGCGAAAAUCUACCGAAAAACAUGCCUUUAGACGAAACUAACUCGACUAGCAGCGGAAGCCCGGCCCCAGAAGAGUCAACAGAGGAAGCAGACGAUGACUACAAGAGCAAGCCUGGUACCUCAAAGAAGGCCAAGCCUAUACCUGUAUCGCAGGACUAUCAGUACAAACUGGAUAAAGACAGAGCCACAAGAUUUAACUUCUUAUUGGAGAAGACUGAAAUCUUUGCCCAUUUCAUGAAUCCAUCUGGAGGGCGUAAACAGCCGACCAGUCCACUUAAGAUGAAAGCUCCAGCAUUCCCCUCGAGGCAGCGGAAGGUGUCGGAGUGUGGAGAUCAUCGUCACCGGCGAACAGAGCAGGAGGAGGACGAAGAACUGCUUAACCAGACAAAGGGAGCGCAGACCUCUAUACUACACUUUGAGGAAUCGCCUAAUUAUAUCAAAGGUGGAGAGAUGCGUGACUAUCAAGUACGAGGGUUGAACUGGUUGAUAUCUCUUUAUGAGAAUGGAAUCAAUGGAAUUCUUGCUGAUGAGAUGGGUUUGGGGAAAACACUGCAGACCAUCUCCCUCUUGGGUUACAUGAAGAACUUCCGCAAGGUCCCUGGCCCUCAUAUGGUUAUUUGCCCCAAGUCCACACUCGCAAACUGGAUGGCCGAGUUUGAGCGCUGGUGUCCCAGCAUCAGAGCUGUCUGUCUAAUUGGCAACCAGGAACAGAGGACAGCAUUUAUCCGUGACACAAUGUUGCCUGGGGAGUGGGACGUGUGUGUGACUUCUUAUGAAAUGGUCAUAAGAGAGAAAGCAGUGUUCAAGAAGUUUGCAUGGAGAUACAUAGUCAUUGAUGAAGCCCACAGAAUCAAGAAUGAAAAGUCAAAGCUUUCUGAAAUUGUGAGGGAACUCCGCUCCGCCAACCGACUAUUGCUCACUGGAACACCUCUACAGAAUAAUCUCCAUGAGUUGUGGGCGCUGCUCAAUUUUUUGUUACCUGAUGUCUUCAGCUCUUCUGACGAUUUUGAUGCAUGGUUCAACAGUAACAAUCUUGUAGAGGAAAAGCAGCUAGUAGAGAGACUUCACUCGGUGUUAAGACCAUUUCUCCUGCGCCGUCUCAAGUCUGAUGUAGAGAAGAGAUUGCUCCCCAAGAAAGAGACCAAGGUUUACACUGGCUUGACCAAAAUGCAGAGAAGCUGGUACACCAAGAUCUUGAUGAAAGAUAUUGAUGUUGUGAAUGGUGCUGGCAAGACAGACAAGAUGAGGCUGCUUAAUAUUCUCAUGCAGCUCCGCAAGUGCUGUAACCACCCCUACUUGUUUGACGGAGCUGAGCCUGGGCCUCCGUACACUACUGAUGUCCACUUGAUAGAGAACAGUGGCAAGAUGAGAGUUCUGGACAAACUGCUGGCCCGCCUGAAACAGGAGGGGUCAAGGGUCCUCAUCUUCUCCCAGAUGACCCGACUCCUAGACAUUUUGGAGGACUAUUGUCUUUGGAGGCAAUAUGAUUACUGCCGCCUGGACGGACAGACACCUCACGAGGAAAGACAAGCAUACAUUAACUCCUUCAACAUGCCCGGCAGCACGAAAUUCAUCUUCAUGUUGAGUACACGUGCUGGUGGGCUGGGAAUCAACCUGGCUACGGCAGAUAUUGUGAUUCUGUAUGACAGUGACUGGAAUCCUCAAGUGGAUCUACAGGCCAUGGAUCGUGCUCAUCGUAUUGGGCAGAAGAAGCAAGUAAAGGUUUUCCGUUUUAUUAGUGAGAGCACUGUUGAAGAGCGCAUCAUUGAGCGGGCAGAGAUGAAGCUCCGUUUAGAUGCUGUGGUUAUUCAGCAAGGUCGACUGGUUGACCCUAAUCUAAAGGUUGGGAAAGAGGAGAUGCUUAGCAUGAUCCGACAUGGUGCAGAGGCCGUGUUUGCAUCUAAGGACGAGGACAUCACGGAUGAAGACAUUGACGCUAUCCUUGCGAAAGGAGAAAAGAAGACUGCUGAAAUGGAGGAGAAGAUGAAGACAUAUGGCGAAGGUGCACUGCGGAAACUCACUCUAGAUGCCCCAACUGAGAGCAUCUUCCAUUUUGAGGGUGAAGAUUACAAAGAAAAGCAGAAGAGUGGUAGCAGCUUUCCUCGUUGGAUUGAGCCUCCCAAGCGAGAGCGAAAAGCAAACUAUGCUGUUGAUCAGUAUUUCCGUGAAGCGCUGCGAGUCAGUGAACCCAAAGCACCAAGGGCACCCCGUCCACCCAAGCAGCCCAAUGUGCAGGACUACCAAUUCUUCCCUACCCGCCUGUUUGAACUCUUAGACAAGGAGAUCUAUGCGUUCAGAAAAAGCAUAGGGUACAAGGUGCCUCUCGACAUUGAGGACCCCGAGGGACCAGAUAAGCAGAAAGAAGCACAGAAGUUGAUUGAUGAGUCGGAGCCGCUCACAGAGGAGGAGCAGUCAGAGAAAGAUCAGCUUCUACAAGAAGGAUUCACCAACUGGUCCAAGCGAGAGUUCAACCAGUUCAUCAAGGCCUGUGAAAAGUAUGGACGAGAUGACAUGGACAACAUUUGCCAGGAAGUUGAGGGCAAGACUCCACAGGAGGUUCGUGAGUAUGCUGCUGUGUUUUGGGAACGGAAUGAUGAGUUACAAGAUUUGGAGCGCAUAAUGGCACAGAUCGAGCGAGGAGAAAGCAAGAUCCAAAGACGCAUCAGCAUUAAGAAGGCGCUAGAUGCAAAGAUGGCGCGCUACCGGUCACCUUUCCAUCAGCUAAGAAUUCAGUACGGGACCAACAAGGGCAAGAACUACACCGAGGAAGAAGAUAGAUUCCUGAUCUGCAUGCUUCACAAGCUAGGAUUUGAAAAGGAGAAUGUCUACGACGAGCUGCGCAUGGCGUGCAGAAGUGCACCACAGUUUCGCUUUGAUUGGUUUCUCAAAUCUCGUACUGCACAGGAGCUACAGCGUCGAUGCAACACUCUCAUCACACUUAUCGAGCGUGAGAUGAUGGAGCUUGAAGAGAAAGAGAAGGCAGAGAAGAAGAAACGUGGCCGUGGCGCCCCCGCCAAGACGGGUGAGAAGAGGAGAAAGGCCGAUGGAACGCCUGAUGGGCGUGGACGACCAAAAAAGAAGAAGACUUAGAUAACCUAAAUAACCCCUAUUAUUAAUCCCUACCUCGGACGCAUCUAUGGAAGCACUUGAUCCGCAGAUAUAAGCAAACAAAGACGUUAACAGCUGCUUUGGGGUGUCGUCCAUUUAGUCGUCAUUUUUAAAACAGCCUUACCAAAAUGUGUACUAAGCAUAAAAAAUCGUGUAUGCACAGCGUUCCUGUGAUAAACCGACUCCAUAGAUAGUCACAAGUCGUUGCGCAACUAGCGUUCCUUUUUCUGGUGUGUUCCUUAAGGAUCGCACCUUGGACCACCCACCCAUCUUCAAAACGUUCUCUGCAAUUGAUUGUACUUUAAGUUUGUGGCGUUUCUCGGCGUUUCUCGGCGUUUCAAAAUCCCUUGUACAGUAAGACAUCACACAUUGUAUUCUCUAGGAUGAUUUUAAUUUAUUUAUAGUGUAACUGUAACAAAGGUUUAUUGAGAAAUAAGGGAUUAUCGAUUUCUCAAAUCCGUUUGAAAAUCGGCAGGAUUAAGUAGAAUUUAAACUUAUGAUAUUUCAUUUUAUUUUGCAUUUGAGAAAUCGAGAAUAUUCCUUUAUGGCUUGGAAUUUAUUACUUCUAGUAAUUACUUCUUAGAAGUAGACAUUACGAAUAUAUGUUAUAUGAUUACAAUGAGAACCUGUGCUAACGUUUAGUCGAGAGGAUAGUGCGACCCUUAUACUGUCUAGAUAUAGCCUUGUUGUAAUGACUGUACUUUCCUCUACUACCUGUUAAAUAUGCCGUGUUUUUAUCUUUGUAAUAUGGAAAAUUAUUAAAUAUAACCCGUAAUACA
Molecule: messenger RNA, 3960 nt
Organism: Nematostella vectensis (starlet sea anemone)
Lineage: Eukaryota; Metazoa; Cnidaria; Anthozoa; Actiniaria; Edwardsiidae
Product: SWI/SNF-related matrix-associated actin-dependent regulator of chromatin subfamily A member 5
Exons: 22
Coding region: 95-3163 (1022 amino acids)
Biological process (GO): nucleosome organization; regulation of transcription by RNA polymerase II
Cellular component (GO): chromatin; nucleus
Molecular function (GO): ATP hydrolysis activity; DNA binding; histone binding
Source: RefSeq, a predicted model, not a curated record